Mycotypha africana is the source of this 740-nucleotide messenger RNA. RefSeq names its product ribonuclease-III-like-domain-containing protein. Gene Ontology annotation, molecular function: ribonuclease III activity; structural constituent of ribosome. The transcript is spliced from 3 exons. The coding region runs from base 85 to 627 and encodes 180 amino acids. Gene Ontology annotation, cellular component: mitochondrial large ribosomal subunit. Gene Ontology annotation, biological process: mitochondrial translation; RNA processing. The record is from RefSeq and is a predicted model, not a curated record. Lineage: Eukaryota; Fungi; Mucoromycota; Mucoromycetes; Mucorales; Mycotyphaceae.
UUGGAAAUGCCAGACUGAGAGUGUCCCUUAAUUACUCUCAAAGGUAGUUUUACCCCAGCUUUAUAAUUAAUAGCAAAAAUAAUAAUGUACAAAUCAGCAUCAUUACGAAAAGUGGCAGGUUCCUUCAAUAAACAACCCUUGUUAAUACAAACCUGUCGCCGUCAACUCCACCGUAAUGCCAUCCUCCAACAGGAACUUUCCAUGUCCCCUUCCUUCAAAUUAGAAGAAAAAGCUGCUGAGCUAAGCUUAAGGCCUGCCACUCUCAAACAAGCUCUAACACAUAAAUCGUUUAAACACGGCACAGUUCCCACUAACGAACGUAUUCAAUUAAUUGGCUAUCGUGCUAUUCAAUUUUUCGCCACGGAAAAAAUCGCAAAAGACCCUACAAACAAUCAAGAAAGUCAAACUAUGAUCAAAAGUAUCCGUGAACUCGUGAAUUUUAAAUCGAAUCCAUUUGAGACAUUGGGUUUACAAGAAGGGUUCCAAGGAGAAUUGCCAACAAAAGAAAUUCCACAUUCUGUGAAAUGCACAACACUUCAAGCUAUCACAGGCGCUAUUUAUCACGAGCGCGGUAUCAACGCAGCAAGAGAUUUCGUUCAUAAGCAUAUCUUUCCUCCCUCAAAUUAAUAACAUGUCUUCAUCAUGAGGAAGACUGAAUCUGUAUAUUUACAAAAGAAGGCAAUUUUAUGUAUAUUAAACAGAAUAAUAAAUCUUAUAGACCUCAAGACUGUUAUUGUUUC